AUGGGACAGCAGCCGUCCAAAAGAUCUGGCAGCGAGAGCGGACAACUCUCGGCUCGAGGUUCCGUGGGCUCGUUGAGCGGGGAGGGUAGUGGCACCUUACCAAUCAUCAAGUCGGAUACUCAAGGAUCGUCCAGGUCGCUGAGAGGAUCUAUUCGCAACAAGAUCAAAGACAGGCGGGAAAAGAACAACAAUGACGAUGCCGGCGAGGGAAAUGUGGCGUCAUUCCUUGCGGGAGCUGAUAAGAAGGACGAAGAUGCACUUCCGAGCGGACGACCGCGUAGGGGUUCGGGAUCUUUACCAUCGAUAAAUACCGGGACGGGGGAGGGUAGACAGAUUGUCUCUGAGUCAUCGACUGCUGUCGGUACUCCCUUCGACUCCGAAAAUUCCCUCAUCCCACCGCCGUCUCCCGUCGUGAGCGGAUCCAUCGGUAAAGGUCACCACGCGCUGGACAACGGCAACAACCGGGAGGUGGACCAAGUCUCGGACGCGCCGCCAGGAGCUGGCGGUGUCCAGCCCCCCUCCUCACAGAUGCCGAAGGAACCCAUCUUGAUCAAACGACCUGGUGCUCCGAACCCGGUAAACCUCGUGGCUGACGGCAGCGCGCCGGCGACGCCUGGCGGGGAUCCAAUGCAGAUGUCAGCGUUGAAAUCGAUUGACUUGGACGACAUGAUCACGCGGCUGCUCGAUGCCGGAUAUGCAGGAAAGGUCACCAAGGCGGUGUGUCUCAAGAAUGCUGAGAUCCAGGCGAUCUGCGCGGCGGCGAGGGAGGUGUUUCUCUCUCAGCCUGCAUUGAUCGAAUUGAGUGCUCCGGUCAAGAUCGUCGGUGACGUGCAUGGCCAGUACACCGAUCUCAUCCGCAUGUUUGAGAUGUGCGGCUUCCCUCCAAACUCGAACUAUCUCUUCCUGGGAGAUUACGUCGACCGAGGCAAGCAGAGUCUGGAGACGAUACUCUUGUUGCUAUGCUACAAGCUUAAAUUUCCGGAGAACUUCUUUUUGCUGCGAGGGAACCAUGAGUGCGCCAAUGUCACCAGAGUGUACGGCUUCUACGACGAGUGCAAGCGACGAUGCAACAUCAAGAUCUGGAAAACUUUCGUCGACACGUUCAACACACUGCCCAUUGCGUCUAUCGUCGCUGGAAAGAUCUUCUGCGUGCACGGCGGCCUGUCUCCCAGUCUCCAGCACAUGGAUGACAUUCGCCAGAUCGCGAGACCCACCGAUGUGCCGGACUAUGGACUGCUCAACGACCUGCUCUGGUCCGACCCUGCGGACAUGACUGGCGACUGGGAGGAGAAUGAGCGGGGUGUGUCGUACUGCUUCGGCAAGAAAGUCAUCGUCGACUUCUUGGCGAAGCACGAUUUCGACUUGGUGUGCAGGGCACACAUGGUGGUCGAGGACGGAUACGAGUUCUUCAAUGAGCGCACAUUGGUUACCGUCUUCUCCGCACCAAACUACUGCGGAGAAUUCGACAAUUGGGGCGCUGUCAUGAGUGUGUCGGGCGAAUUACUGUGUAGCUUCGAGCUGUUGAAGCCGUUGGACUCGACCGCAUUGAAGCAGCAGAUGAAGAAGAGCCGUAAUAGGCGAUCUUCGAUGAUGCACCAAAGCCCUCCUGCACACAUGUCCGCUCAGAGUUACUAG
Tricharina praecox is the source of this 1635-nucleotide messenger RNA. RefSeq names its product serine/threonine-protein phosphatase PP-Z. The transcript has 4 exons. The record is from RefSeq and is a predicted model, not a curated record. The coding region runs from base 1 to 1635 and encodes 544 amino acids. Gene Ontology annotation, cellular component: cytoplasm; nucleus. NCBI's taxonomy places the organism in Eukaryota, Fungi, Ascomycota, Pezizomycetes, Pezizales, Pyronemataceae. Gene Ontology annotation, molecular function: protein serine/threonine phosphatase activity.